GCUGUCACAGAUAUAAACAAGAAUUUGUUAGUUGUUUCGCAAGGGCAAGGUCCUUUUUUUAUAAAUUUAAAGCAUCGGCUACUACAAUAACCAUUGGGGUAUAAAUCAUGGAUAUGAUACUGGCCAAUGUUAACCACAUAUACUUUAAAGUGGAACGGGAUCUAACGGAGCAAGUAGGUGCGGUACCAUUGCCGUUUUUUGGCAUGGACAAAUCUGUGGCAGCGGUUUGUCAGUUCUUGAACUCUAAAAAUGGUGAAGAGUGCACGAAGGGCGCUAUGUGCCCAUUUCGUCACAUUCGUGGUGAUCGGACUAUUGUUUGUAAACAUUGGUUGCGCGGUUUGUGCAAAAAAGGUGAUCAGUGCGAGUUCCUACACGAAUUUGAUAUGAAAAAAAUGCCGGAGUGUUACUUCUAUUCACGUUUCAAUGCCUGCCAUAAUAAGGAAUGUCCAUUUUUGCAUAUUGAUCCUGAAAGCAAAAUAAAAGACUGUCCCUGGUAUGAUAGAGGCUUCUGUCGCCAUGGACCACAUUGUAGACAUCGACACGUAAGAAGAGUUCUGUGUAUGAAUUAUUUAUCUGGAUUUUGUCCCAAUGGAUGGAGUUGUAAACACAUGCAUCCACGGUUUGAGCUUCCGCCAAGUGCUGAAUCGAGUAAAGAACAAUUUCAAAAGAAGAUACCAACAUGCCAUUUCUGUGGGGAAUUUGGACAUAAGGCUUCGAUGUGCAAAAACAAUCCAGACAAUACAAUCGAUCAGCAAACAAACCGUCAAACGGCGAAUGUCCGAUUUUCUCAUUAUUCUGGGCAACUAAACCCGGUGAAUAUUCAACCAAAUAAAGACACCCAAGAAGCUGCAAACAGUAAUGCUAGUACAAAUGAAAAUGUAGAUUCAUCGACAAAUCCACGACAAUCAAGCAAUGGACCUCCAAUGUAUCAGAAAAUUUCCAAACCAUUGGAGGAAAUCACCUGUUACAAAUGCGGGCACAAAGGCCAUUAUGCGAACAAAUGUCCUAAGGGACAUUUGGCAUUCCUUUCAAAUCAAAGAAGUCACAAAUGAUAUUUCAUUAAUUAAUUUUUAUUGAACGUUUGCUAGAAUAUUCGGAUUGUAAAAAUCAAAAAUAUGUAUCUAGGAUUUAAUGUAUAAUAAAUUCCUUAAAAAAGGAGAACAAUAUUUUUUU
This is a messenger RNA of Stomoxys calcitrans (stable fly), 1173 nucleotides long. It is a transcript of the gene Clp, whose product is annotated as cleavage and polyadenylation specificity factor subunit 4. The coding region runs from base 108 to 1052 and encodes 314 amino acids. The transcript has a single exon. Gene Ontology annotation, molecular function: zinc ion binding; RNA binding. Lineage: Eukaryota; Metazoa; Arthropoda; Insecta; Diptera; Muscidae. The record is from RefSeq and is a predicted model, not a curated record.